AUGCUUCAACAGGUGGAGGCUUUGCAGUUUGCUCCAAAGCCUGAGGUGACGGAGUCCCUGCAGAAAGGCUACCUGAAGCUUUGGCGACAACACGCCAAAUGCAUCUCAGAAGCUCAGGAGCUUCGGGGCUUGGAGCUGCUGAAUGAGCUGGGUGCCCUGAAGGCCACCACCCGUCAGGCGUUUUGGAGAGCUCGGGGGCGCUCCUUCUUGGGGCUCCAAGUCGUGAUGGGCCAUCGAAAGCGAUGGGCAUUGGACGCCUCCGGCUUACUGCGUGUGGACCCCUUGUUGGAGAAGCAGCCUGAGCUGGGUGUACUAGGCACUGAGCGGGCUUUGAGAUUCCUUGGCUUCCGCACAGGGCGUUUCCAAUCGGCAAGGCCUCACAGGAAGGAUCGCCUUCGACAGCGCCACUGGAAGCGGCGGUUGACGACUGUGAGGUGUAAUGCCUUUCGUGGGCGUUUGCCAGUGAGACGCUUGCUGGUGGGUGAAGCAGAUCAGGCAGCCUGGAUUUCCUACUCUUUGGUGUUGGAUCGGUUGAAAGAUUGGGAGGCGCAAAUUGUUCACCAGCUGUGUGCUGGUCGAUGCAUGGCCAGUGGUGGCCCAGAGAGCAUUUUAUUGCCCCCGACGAAGUGGUCUGACAAAGCAACACAUGCUGAGCGAGUGGCACUCUCCUCCAUGGUGAACUUCUUCGAAGACGCGCGACGGAUUCAAGGAGGGGUGCUCCUCCAUACGUCGGGAUCGCUAUGUAUCUCUUGCUUGGCUGCUUUCUGCCAUUGCAAGCGCCUCUUCCCACAACUGCGCUUUGAGAUCAGCUGGGAUCCGCUUUCAGAGUCGCAGCGAUGGGCCAUCGGUGAAAAAAAGUGA
Molecule: messenger RNA, 861 nt
Organism: Durusdinium trenchii
Lineage: Eukaryota; Dinophyceae; Suessiales; Symbiodiniaceae
Source: the annotation of a GenBank genome assembly